Molecule: messenger RNA, 1572 nt
Organism: Pteronotus mesoamericanus
Lineage: Eukaryota; Metazoa; Chordata; Mammalia; Chiroptera; Mormoopidae
Gene: PNMA6A
Product: PNMA family member 6A
Source: RefSeq, a predicted model, not a curated record
AUGGCGGUGAUGAUGCUGCAGGACUGGUGCAGGUGGAUGGGUGUCAGCGCUCUCAGGGGCCUACUCCUCCUGGGCGUCCCAGAGGACUGUAAUGAAGUGGAACUCCAGGAGUCUUUGGAGGCCGCCCUGUGGCCCAUGGGCCACUUUACUGCGCUGGGCAAAGUGUUUUGUGAGGAGGACAAUGCCACUACCGCCCUGCUGGAGCCUGACUGGGAAGUCAGCUAUGCUUUGGUCCCCAGAGAAAUUCCAGGCACUGGGGGUCCCUGGAACGUGGUCUUUGUUUUUGUGCUCCAUUGCACAGGCGAGGAGUUUCUUGGUCACAUGUUCCACUGCCUGGAGCAACAGGGGCAGACAGUGGAGAGCAUGGCUGCGUCCCUGGGGCUGGGGCUGCCCAGGGUGUGCUCGGUACAGCCCUGGGCAGAGAGCAGGUGGUACCAGCGCCUGGGUGUGUUCGUUGGGAGGGACCCGGGGGAGGAGUCCUGUGAGGCCUGGCUAGACCACACCGCUGAAAUGCUGCCUCUGUGGCAGGGAGUCUCAGAAACGGAGAGGAGGAGGAGGCUGAUAGAAGGCCUUCGAGGAAAGGCCCCGCAGCUCGUGCAUGGGCUCCUGACAGAGAACACUGCCAGGACAGCACAGGACUGCCUGUUGGCCCUGAGCCAGGUGUUUCGAGAAAAUGAGUCCCGGGUGACCCUCCGGGUGAAGUAUUUGACCACUCAGCAGCAGUCAGGAAAGAAGUGUCUCUCUGCUUUCCUAUUGCAGCUGAAAAUCUUGCUACAGAAAGUCAUUGAGAAGGGAGUCCUGGCCAGAGCCUCAAAUGACCAUUUGCACCUGAGGCAGGUGCUCACCAGGGCCAACCUCAUUAAGCCGCUGGUUGAAGUCCGGAGGAAGCUGAAAAUGGUUGGGAGGUCUCCAACUUUCCUGGAGAUGCUGGGCCUGGUUCGGGACUCAGAAUGGGAAGCUAGUCUAGCCAGGAGCGAGACAGCCCAGGUGGAAGAAGGGGCUUCUGCCAGGGACAAUGCCAAGGCUUAUGCCAGAGCCAAAGCUAAGGCAGAGGCGGGACCAGGAGGUCCUGGCGGGGAGCCAGAGAGCCAGGCCCAGGCAGGAGACCAGGAGGUCAAAGAGCCCCACGAGGAGGGGCUCAAGCCCAUCCCAGACAAGUUGCAAAACGAGGACGGGGCUGGGGAGAUGAGCCCCGCCACAUCCUCCCAGGACUUAGGUCAAGCACUGCAUGUGCUCGUGGAGAUCUGUGUGCACUUUUCUGAGCAGUUCCUGUACCACUACUCCCACCCUGGGGACCCUGUGCCCAGUCCCAGCAUCCUGCGACUGUCCUGCGCAGGCCGCCUGCAAGGGUGGGAAGAUUUUCAUCUUCCUGAGAGAAGAGGAGGCCUUGGUGGUCCUUUUACUGGAUACACUCUUAGCAUCAUCUUUAAUGGAGAUCUCAGUGGGAACUUCUCUGGCUGGGUCGGCCUCAGCAAAAUCUUCAUCAGCUGGGGCAAUAUCCUCAAUGGCUGGAGUGGUGUCAGCAACGUCUUCAUGGGCUUUGAUGGCCUUGGUACCAUCUUUAUGGCCUAG